Corylus avellana is the source of this 1881-nucleotide messenger RNA. Lineage: Eukaryota; Viridiplantae; Streptophyta; Magnoliopsida; Fagales; Betulaceae. The record is from RefSeq and is a predicted model, not a curated record.
AUGGAUCAGAGUUUUAGGGAUGCGCUGCUAGCUGCUCAGCAAGGAAGCGUUGAUGCCUUGUACACAUUGAUACAUAGCGAUGCAAAAGUUUUGGAUAGGAUCGAUGAGAUUCCAUUUGUUGAUACUCCUUUACAUGUAGCUGCAUAUGCAGGACACACCCGAUUUGCCAUGGAGAUCGUGAGGUUAAAGCCGUCAUUUAUUAGGAAGCUUAAUCAAAAUGGCUUCACCCCUGUUCACCUUGCUUUGCAAAAUGACCAAACCCAAUUGCUGCACCGACUACUUGAUGUUGAUGAUCACCUUGUUCGUGUCCAAGGAAGGGAGGGUGUGACUCUUUUGCAUUAUGCAGCUCAAACAGGAAACAUCUAUCUUUUGGCCGAAUUUCAAAAGGUCUGUCCCAUGUCUAUUAAAGAUGUAACAAUUCGAGGAGAAACGGCUCUUCAUAUUGCGCUGAAUUACAACCAACUAGAGGCUUUUGAACUCCUUAUAAGAUGGCUUCAGCAAACAACGUUUGAAGAUUCCGCAUUGUGGGAAAAGAAAUUGCUAAACUGGAAGGAUGAGGAAGGUAAAACUGUUUUGCACAUCGCAGCAAUGAAAACUCUACCUCAGGUCGUGAGAUGGUUAUUGGAUGCUAGAAUUGAUACAAACGCUACGAAUUUAGCGGGUUUUACAGCUUUGAACAUCUUAGAAGGGCAAACGCAGAUCGACAACAAUGAGAUCAGGGAUAUGCUAGCUUCCUCUCUUCCAAGGACUUUCACCUCUCCUGGAAUGGAUCAGAGUUUGAGGGAUGUUGCAACACAGGGAAACAUUGAUGCCCUGUACGCAUUGGUACGGAGGGAUGUAAAAGUUUUGGAUAGGAUCGACAAGUUACCGUUUGUUGAGACUCCUUUACAUGUAGCUGCAUUUGAAGGGCACACUCGAUUUGCCUUGGAGAUCAUGAGGUUAAAGCAGUCAUUUUGUAAGAAGCUUAAUGAAGAUGGCUUUACCCCUAUGCACCUUGCUUUGCAAAAUAACCAAACCGAAGUGGUGCGCAUGCUACUUGAAGUUGAUAAAGACCUUGUUCGUGUUCAAGGAAAUGAUGGUAUGACUCCUUUGCAUUAUAUAGCUCAAACAGGAAGCCUUGAUCUUUUACCUAAAUUUUUAAAUGUUUGCCCCAAGUCUAUUAAAGAUGUAACAAUUCAAAGAGAUAAUGCUUUUCAUAUUGUCCUGAAAAACGACCAAGUAGAUGCUUUUGACAUCCUUAUGAAUUGGUAUGAGAGCAUCACGGAUUAUGAUAAGUUCACAUUGCAAGACCUGCUGAAUUCGAAGGACAAGGAAGGCAACACUUUGUUGCACAUUGCAGUAUCUCAAAAUCAACCCCAGCUCAGAUAUUAUCGCGUUCAUAAUCCUUUUCGGAGGCAUGUGCUUUCGCUACGAUCGAGUUUACCGAAUGAGUUGCGUAGUAUGCUGUUGGUAGUUGCGGUGCUUUUUUUAACACUCAACUUCCAAUUGGUACUCACCCCCCCGGGAGGACUUUGGCAAGAUAAUUGUGAUCCUCAACACAAUUCGGUCGGUAAUUGCACAGUCCCACACCAGGCAGGGAAGGCGUCGAGGUGUGAGGUUGCUGCGGUGGUGGUGGCAGUUGCUGUUGGGGGCAAUGGGGGAGUGGUAGGAGCGGCAACAGAGAAAGCAGGAGAGGAGGAUGGUGGAGACCGAGAGGAGAGUCGAGAGAAUGGAGAGAUCAGAGAUGAUAGAUUCAGCCAUCCGUUUAAACCUCAUGGAGCUAAAGCCGCCGGGCUGGCAUGCUGCAUUGUACUCCAUUAUGAUCCGUUUGCCGGCGAGGACUCCCAGCAACCUGUGCGAGUCAAGGAUGGUAAACACCUCAAUAAUGGUGUUUCCCUCUGA